UCCAUGCACAUGCACACACGGUACACAAACAGGCAAACAUAGACACACACAUGCAUUCACAAAGGCAUAAAAAUGCAUACAUAAACACACAAGUAUACAUAGACAAAUGUGUCAUGUCGUUGCCUUGCUUGGUGCCAGUAAAGUAUACAAGCACACACCCAGUACACGUAGCAGACCUGCACACCCACCCAAGUCCAUUGGAAUCAUGGAGGCAUGUAGAGGCCUUGACCAGGUCAGAUGCAGACCUUGGUACAGGGCAAAUGCAAUGUCCACCUUUCCCUCUUGACUCCCUGCUGAGCAUGGAGCCCUGGUUCAGAGUCACGAGCCCUUCUCAACUACGUCCUGCUGUGCGACCCUCUGAGCCUCCACGUCCUCAUCAGUAAAAUGAUGUGGGUACCCAUCCGCCAGGGCUGGUGUGAGCUAGGUAAGGAGCAAUGCUAAGCCCUGUGCUGGGCAGGGGUCAGGUGCUCCUUGCAUGCUUCUCCCUCUACUCUCUGCUGCCAGGCCUACCCCCCAAUGCCCCCACCCUGGAACUUGAGGCCCUCUCCUCCCCUUUCUGAGCCUGGAUCCUGUGGAACAUGUCUCCCUGCUCUGGAGCAGGGCUGGACUACCUCCAGGGUCUCUCCCAGAGGGUUUGGGGAGCAGCGUACAGGGGGUGCAGAGUCAGCAGUUGAGGGAUUGGGGCCAUGCCAGCCUGAUUAGGGCGGCUGGGGGCUGAGCUGGAUUCACCUGUCCUUGUCUCUGAUUGGCUCUUGGGUACCAACAACCCCCCAAAUCCCACUAAGCAGCCCCAACAGGGCCUUCACAGGUCUGUGGACAGCCAGUUGAUUGCCAGUUCUGAGGUCAGAAGGGUGUCUGGGGAGGCCAGAGGCUGGCCUGAGCCUGGCUCUGGGGAUCCCCUGCAUCCAGAAGAGCCAACUGACCACCCUGUUCCUUCACCUCCUGCCGGCACCAUGGGGGCUGGGGCCAGUGCUGAGGAGAAGCACUCAAGGGAGCUGGAAAAGAAGCUGAAAGAAGAUGCCGAGAAGGAUGCUCGAACCGUGAAACUGCUGCUUCUGGGUGCCGGUGAGUCCGGGAAGAGUACCAUUGUCAAGCAGAUGAAGAUCAUCCACCAGGAUGGGUACUCGCUGGAAGAGUGCCUCGAGUUCAUUGCCAUCAUAUAUGGCAACACGCUACAGUCCAUCUUGGCCAUCGUGCGCGCCAUGACCACGCUCAAUAUCCAGUAUGGAGACUCUGCGCGCCAGGACGAUGCCCGGAAGCUGAUGCACAUGGCGGACACCAUCGAGGAGGGCACGAUGCCUAAGGAGAUGUCAGACAUCAUCCAGCGGCUGUGGAAGGACUCGGGUAUCCAGGCCUGUUUCGAUCGCGCCUCGGAAUACCAGCUCAACGACUCUGCUGGCUACUACCUCUCGGACCUGGAGCGCCUGGUAACCCCGGGCUACGUGCCCACUGAACAGGACGUGCUGCGCUCGCGUGUCAAGACCACUGGUAUCAUUGAGACGCAGUUCUCCUUCAAGGACCUCAACUUCCGGAUGUUCGAUGUGGGCGGGCAGCGCUCAGAACGCAAGAAGUGGAUCCACUGCUUCGAGGGUGUGACCUGCAUCAUCUUCAUCGCGGCUCUCAGCGCCUACGACAUGGUGCUUGUGGAGGACGACGAAGUGAACCGCAUGCACGAGAGCCUGCACCUAUUCAACAGUAUCUGCAACCACCGCUACUUCGCCACCACGUCCAUCGUGCUCUUCCUCAACAAGAAGGACGUCUUCUCGGAGAAGAUAAAAAAGGCGCACCUCAGCAUCUGCUUUCCGGACUACAAUGGGCCCAACACAUAUGAGGACGCGGGCAAUUACAUCAAGGUGCAAUUCCUCGAGCUCAACAUGAGACGCGACGUGAAGGAGAUCUAUUCCCACAUGACGUGCGCCACCGACACACAGAACGUCAAGUUUGUCUUCGACGCUGUCACCGACAUUAUCAUCAAGGAGAACCUCAAAGACUGCGGCCUCUUCUGAGGUGCCUGGACUCAUGCAUUCCUGAGACCCUGUAGCCCUUGCCGCCUUGUAGCCCCAAUCCGCAUGACCCCUACCAGCCCCCCAGGACUCCUGGGCCCCAGCCUGUGGCCUCACCAGCCACAGAUUCAAAACCCUAAGCCCUGCUAACCUUGAGGGACUUACCCUCCCCCAUGGCUCCCAGGAUUCCCUGGUCUCCCAGAGUCCGGUGCCCCCAGCCACCCCAGCACUGCCCUUCACGGCCUGGCUGCACUGGCCUCCAGGACCCACCACAGCCAGCCCCAGCUAGGAGCAAGCAGUACUUGGGGCAGCUACAGCUCACGGUGACUCAGCAGUACCCCACUGACCAAUCUCCUGCUGCUCUCCUGCCCCAGGAGGCCCGUGAUUCACCUGGUGGGUCUGGGUUCAGCAAACAGCCCUCCCUCCCAGAGUUUCAUGAAGGGCAGGGGGGCAGGAAGGGAACCCUCCUCCAAGCAGGCCUGCUGCUUACCAUCAGCCCAUUCUAGCCUUACCACCUCCAUGUGACAAGUCUGACACCCAUCUGCCCAGUGGCCAGUGACUGCCCCACCCGGCAGCUUUAGGGGUCCAAAGUCCAAGCCAGCUCUGGCCUGUGAAACUCAUACAUAGACGAAUUAGUGAGUGGGGGCAAGCCUGGGAGCUCCUGGUGCCAGGAAGAGACUCAAGCUGGACCCUUCCCCACAUAUCCUAACCCCUUCCCCCACAGGCUCUGCCCCCUCCAUGCUUGGACACUGUAUUCAUGUCCUACUUACUUACACACCCACAGUACUCCAGGCCAGUCUGUUGAGGGAGGGUGCUGUUGACACCAGCUGUGGCCAAUGGCUGAACUGUCCUAAGGGGUGGCUGGGAGCAGAGUCCGGCUCCCAUCGAUCAGCCCCAGGCAGGGGAUUUGGGACAGGAAGGAGGCCCAGAUUGUGCCCAGAGGGGUCUGCCUCAGGUAGGGUCAUAAGCAAACCCAGGUGACCCUCUUGUCCCUGCCAGCAGCUUCUCUCAUCCUUCCCAUUCAGGGCCCAUUCCCUGGUGGGAAAAACUGAGAUCCAUGCCUGAACCAUCAGUGACAAAGGCAUCCAUGUCCCCACACCCCUGCUCCCUACUUCCUCAUCAAGCACCAAGUCCUCGCUGAUGCCCGUGGGCUGGGGCCUGUGCUGUAGUCGAGGGCAAGGAGCAUCCGUCUAACAAGG
This is a messenger RNA of Globicephala melas (long-finned pilot whale), 3202 nucleotides long. It is a transcript of the gene GNAT1, whose product is annotated as G protein subunit alpha transducin 1. Lineage: Eukaryota; Metazoa; Chordata; Mammalia; Artiodactyla; Delphinidae. Gene Ontology annotation, molecular function: GTP binding; G protein-coupled receptor binding; G-protein beta/gamma-subunit complex binding. Gene Ontology annotation, cellular component: heterotrimeric G-protein complex. Gene Ontology annotation, biological process: adenylate cyclase-modulating G protein-coupled receptor signaling pathway. The record is from RefSeq and is a predicted model, not a curated record.